CUUCGUGCGAUCUUCGCUCUGCUCAUUCGGUUGUCGUCUCUCGUCGCCGUUUGAUCCGUGGCUCGAGUCCAGCAGUGAUUCCUCCGGCCGCCGUCGAGCUCGAAUCUCUUUAACUUCACGCUGCGACGUUCGCCGCCGCCGCCGCCGCCGCCGCCGCGCGACGGAGAUUGGUGGCUCCCGAGGCGAGUCGGAACCGGCGGAAUCAGUAGGUAUCCUUCUUCCGGUUUUUCCGAUUGCGGAACCAGUCCCGCGCGAUGUCGCUUUACCUACCGCGUUUCGGCGAUCCUUCUGGACUUCGGUCGACCUCGUUUCGAGAGGCGCACGAGGUGGCUUGAGAGGCUGACGAUGGAGCUUUACCAUGUCUUUUAGUUUAUGAUUUGAGAUUUGAGGGACGCAUCGUCUUUUGAGUGGGGGAAACCCUGUAGAGCUGCCGGAGUGAGCUACCAGGAAAAAGAGAACAAUGAUUAAGGCGGUGAUGGUUAUGAACACCCAGGGCAAGCCUCGCCUUGCCAAAUUCUAUGAUUACGAGCCUGUGGAGAAGCAGCAGGAGCUCAUUCGCAGUGUUUUUGCAGCUUUGAGCAGUAGAGCUGAAAAUGUGAGCAAUUUUGUGGAGGCUGAUGCAAUUUUUGGUCUGGACAGUCGUCUAGUGUACAAGCAUUAUGCCACACUGUACUUUGUCUUUGUGUUUGAUAGCUCAGAAAAUGAGCUGGCAAUGCUUGACCUGAUACAAGUUUUUGUGGAGACGCUGGACAAAUGCUUCAAAAAUGUAUGCGAGCUUGAUAUAGUGUUCAACUAUGGCAAGAUGCAAACUAUUCUAGAUGAGAUUGUUUUUGGUGGCCAGGUCCUUGAGACAAGUUCUGCAGAGGUUAUGAAGGUUGUUGAAGAAAUAUCAAGCUGGAAGCUGCCUCAAAUGCUAUCACAUUUGUUCCCAAAACUGUUUCUAAUUGGCGGGGCCGGUAGCCAUUAUCUACCAGAUUGUGAAGAAGUCAAAACUAAUGCUAACUCCGCCUUUCCCUUUUCCUACGAGUCGGUGAGAGUGCAACUCUAAUUCCAAAACAGAUCCUGGAGGGACUCCAUGAACAGAUUGUUCAUUCUUUUCUCCUUAUUCUUCUUUUGGAUUUCCACAGCUUUGUUCAUUCCAGUUGUAACGAAAGUCAUAGACCCAUGUGUACAUACGGUUUGCUGUUUGUUGAAAUAUUAUUGCACAUCGAAUGAAAACAGGUCUUAGAUACUCUUUAUAUU
This is a messenger RNA of Eucalyptus grandis, 1242 nucleotides long. Its product is annotated as AP-3 complex subunit sigma. The coding region runs from base 461 to 1048 and encodes 195 amino acids. Gene Ontology annotation, biological process: Golgi to vacuole transport; intracellular protein transport. Gene Ontology annotation, cellular component: membrane coat; AP-3 adaptor complex; intracellular membrane-bounded organelle. The record is from RefSeq and is a predicted model, not a curated record. The transcript is spliced from 8 exons. Lineage: Eukaryota; Viridiplantae; Streptophyta; Magnoliopsida; Myrtales; Myrtaceae.